UUGCAGAACGGACGUGACCCGAGCCACUAUGCGAAACUUCCGCGGGUCGCUUCCUGUGCCAACCGUGGUCUUGCUCGUGUACUGGCUGCUCGCGGCGGGCGCUGCCCCGGCAUCUUCUACGAAGCGCCAUGAAAACGCAGACAAGCUGCUGUCCUCGGCGGUCCGCGUUGCUGGCGGAGACGCUGUGGACACGCUGACCACGCUCAAUUGCCACCCGCGCGAAUACUUGUUCCGGGCAGCACGUACCGACGCCAAUGGGAGCCGCUGUUGGGACGACGUCACCGUCAUGUCCUGCUGGGGACGAUGCGACUCCAGAAAGUUGCUGCUGCUGCCCCUGCCGCUGGCCCGGGCCGCCGGUCUGCUUCGCCAAGGGAGGGUAGGAUUCGUCCCUGAUGGCGCCUCGACUCUGGCUCCUGCUCCGGUUGCGGCUUCGGCUCCGUGAUUUGUGUCCGCUGCCACCGCCGCCCUGCCCUGGUCCGAGCCUUCCUCCCCGAAUCAACGUGGCCUCCGUGCUCGGCUCCGGCUUCGGCUCCGGCUGCGCCGCUGGCCUUUUUGAGUCGGUCUCUCCCGCAGCCCGUCGGCCGUCUUGAGGCGCUGCUUACCAUAGAGUUAGUAAAACAACUCUAGAGGAAAAGCUGGGCCGGAGAAGUGGGAACCUCUAGGGCGCCGCCCUGUUGCUACUGGUCAAUGUGGCCAGCGCAAUUACUAUUGAAAGAGCUGCAAAGAAGUACAGGUCACCUUAUGCUUUGUCAUCUAAAAACGCAUGCCUGAUGGCUUUAUGAAGGUAGUGCGUUAAUAUUAGGUUUACAGAAAGCGAUCGCUAAGUCCGUGACUUAUGUAAAUCACGAUGUACGCAUUCAUGAAAUAAAGGAUGACGCGAA
Dermacentor andersoni is the source of this 881-nucleotide messenger RNA. The record is from RefSeq and is a predicted model, not a curated record. Lineage: Eukaryota; Metazoa; Arthropoda; Arachnida; Ixodida; Ixodidae.